Molecule: messenger RNA, 2910 nt
Organism: Colossoma macropomum (tambaqui)
Lineage: Eukaryota; Metazoa; Chordata; Actinopteri; Characiformes; Serrasalmidae
Gene: rcbtb1
Product: regulator of chromosome condensation (RCC1) and BTB (POZ) domain containing protein 1
Exons: 12
Coding region: 500-2095 (531 amino acids)
Molecular function (GO): protein binding
Source: RefSeq, a predicted model, not a curated record
CAACUCCGCAGUGUCGACACCGAAGAAGCUGAAGCCAGCUAGCUUACAUGUUCGAAUUUUUCCGUUCCACCUUAAAUGGUGCAGCAGUUGCGUUCUGACGCCUCAGGCGUUAUGACAACAGCGGCCCCAUUUAAGGUGGCACGGAAACAUUAGAACAGAAGCUGGCGAGUAAGAAGCUUUUGUUCUUGGCUAGUAAACAUCUUAGCUAUCUAAGCUAGCCCGUCGGCUGACUUAGUUUGCUCACCGAGAUUAAUUUGUGUUUAUCAUGCUAACCUCGCUAGCUAGCAAACAGGCUAGCUGAAUAGUCCUCGGUGCGGCUCUGUUUGUGUUUACUGAGCGAGAGCUAACCAGCGGCGGUGUUUAGAGAGAGGCUUCCAGCAGCGACAGUAUCAGCACUGCCAGUAGCUGCAGUGUGUCCUCCGGUAGCGCUGCUGUUUCUGCCCCUGCCCCUGCCCCCAAGUCUGUCUCCCCCACCCCUCGGAGCAUCAGUAGUGUGGCCAUGGUGGACGUCAGCAAAUGGCCCCUCUUUACCCUCAUGAGUGCGCAGGAGAUCGCCUCAAUACGCCAGGCAUGUGUCUUCGGAACAUCUGCCAACGAGGCCAUCUACAUCACCCACGAUGAUGAGGUGUACGUAUUUGGGCUGAACUGCAGUAACUGUUUGGGCACAGGGGACAGUCAGAGCACCAUCGUCCCCAAAAAACUGGACUGCCUGAGUGGGAAAAAGGUGGUCAGUCUCAGCUAUGGCAGUGGGCCUCAUGUUCUACUUGCUACAGAUGAAGGAGAGCUAUAUGCUUGGGGACAUAAUGGGUACAGUCAGCUCGGUAACGGAACCACCAAUCAGGGAGUGUCUCCUGUGCUGGUGUCCACUAACCUGCAGAACAAGAGGGUGAUUGAGGUGGCCUGUGGGUCGCACCACUCGUUGGCUCUGACCCAUGAUGGGGAGGUGUUCGCCUGGGGGUACAACAACUGUGGUCAGGUGGGUUCGGGCUCCACUGCCAACCAGCCCACGCCACGUAAAGUCUCCAACUGCCUCCAGAACAAAGCGGUGGUCAGCAUAGCCUGUGGCCAGACCUCCUCCAUGGCUGUGUCAGACAAUGGGGAGGUGUAUGGUUGGGGCUAUAAUGGUAAUGGACAGCUUGGGUUGGGAAACAAUGGGAACCAACUGACUCCAUGCCGUCUAGCAGCGCUACAGGGUCUGUGUGUUCUGCAGAUUGCGUCUGGUUACGCCCACUCGCUGGCACUGACAGAUGAGGGGCUUCUGUACGCUUGGGGAGCCAACACUUAUGGUCAGCUCGGUACAGGCAAUAAGAGCAACCAGCUCAGUCCCGUUCAGGUCAUGGCCGAGAAAGAGAGGAUUGUGGAGAUAGCUGCCUGCCACUCCACACACACCUCUGCAGCAAAGACCCAGAGCGGUCAGGUGUAUAUGUGGGGUCAGUGUAGAGGCCAGUCCAUCGUCCUGCCCCACCUUACACACUUCUCCUGCACGGACGACGUCUUUGCCUGCUUUGCCACGCCUUCAGUCAUGUGGAGGCUGCUGUCAGUAGAGCAUGAUGACUUCCUGACAGUGGCCCAGUCUCUGAAGAAAGAGUUCGACAGCCCUGAGACUUCAGACCUCAAGUUCAGCGUAGAUGGCAAAUUUAUUCACGUCCACAAAGCAGUGCUCAAAAUCAGAUGUGAACACUUCCGGUCCAUGUUUCAGUCCCACUGGAAUGAGGAUAUGAAAGAGGUCAUAGAGAUCGAUCAGUUCUCAUACCCUGUCUACCGCUCCUUCCUUGAGUUCCUCUACACAGACACUGUGGAUCUUCCCCCAGAAGAUGCCAUCGGACUGCUGGAUCUGGCAACCUCGUACUGUGAGAACAGGCUGAAGCGGCUGUGUCAGCACAUCAUAAAGCGAGGCAUCACUGUAGAGAAUGCCUUCUCCCUGCUGUCUGCUGCAGUCAGAUACGAUGCUGAGGAUCUGGAGGAAUUCUGUUUCAAGUUCUGCGUGAACCACCUGACCGAGGUCACCCAGACAGCAGCAUUCUGGCAGAUUGACGGUAACAUGCUGAAGGAGUUUAUCUGCAGAGCCAGCCGCUGCGGAGCCUUCAAAAACUGACGCUGCGGCCUCAGGCCAGCACCACGUGCGCACAUGCAGAGGCUUAGUAGCCAAGGAGCCCAUCUGUUACUGCAGGCAGUCAUCCAGACCACUAGAAGGCACUGUUACUAAGUGAAGUUGAUCAACCUUCAAGGCAGAAGACUCUGCUUCGUUGAUUUGCAGUGCAGAUUUUCAUGAAGUCACCUGCAGUGUUUAUCUUGCUAAUUUUCCAUCUAAGCCAUGGGAAAAAUUCAACAAACAUGCAUUCAUGGAUCCAUAGGUAUAUUCUGUGCAAGUUUAGAAAUUCUGGCACAAAUGUACCCUAGAGGUUUUGGCACUGGAUGUCUUUUGCCAGUUAGAAUCUCUAGGUCUUGCUUCAGAGCCCAUCUGUUACAUUUACUUAGGAAACAGAUCUCAGUGUUACUCAUAAAUAAUUGUUAGCCACGGAGCUGAUCUGUUACUUUAUAUGCUGUCUACACUGUUUCAAUUCACAGAUCUAAUAUUGGAGACAUUAUAAUAAUGUUACAUCCUAACACUGCUGCUGGUGUAGUUUGCACUGUGGUGAUCACUGAGGUGGAUUAUAUAGCUUUGGUGUGCAUCAUUGAAAGCACUUUGUUACUUUGCUCUCGCUCUCCCUCUUUCAUCUAUCAGUGUUAGAGAGGUGAAUUACUGAGUUUCUGGUUUGGUGCAGUGCAUUCAUCUUCAAGGAUGUAAUUGCAGGUAUUAGCAAAUAUACUGGCACAUGCCAGUGUGCAACCCCAUGAGACACACCUUCUCAUUUUAGCUGUUCAGAGAGCUCAUAAUCCAACAUUGACCAUGCCAGUCUUAAACUUAAA